CCGGGGCUGCAGCAGGAAGAGGAGCACGGGGAGACCGGAGCCGGGAUCUGCGGCUAGGGAUCACUUAGGGAAACUUGAACUUUCUGUGUGCACAAGAAGAAGAAGAAGAGGAAAUCGCCCCGGAGGACGUUCGGAAAAUCGGGACAGAAGACCGCUGUUUAGCAGCUGUGUGCAAUGGAGGAUGGGAAGCCAGUGUGGGCGCCCCACCCAACAGAUGGGUUCCAGCUGGGCACUAUUGUAGACAUUGGAGCUGACACCUUGACAAUUGAGCCCUUGAAUAAGGGCAAGACUUUUCUGGCUUCCAUUAACCAAGUGUUUCCAGCAGAAGAUGAUGUCAACAAACAUGUUGAAGACAACUGUUCACUUAUGUACUUGAAUGAAGCUACGCUUCUCAACAAUAUACGUGUGCGAUAUAGUAAAGAUAAAAUAUAUACCUAUGUUGCCAAUAUCCUGAUUGCAGUUAACCCCUACUUUGACAUCCCCAAGCUCUACUCAUCGGACACCAUUAAGACCUACCAGGGGAAAUCUCUCGGCACUCUGCCCCCUCAUGUGUAUGCAGUUGCUGACAAAGCUUUUCGAGACAUGAAGGUACUGAAAAUGAGCCAGUCAAUUAUUGUAUCUGGUGAAUCUGGAGCUGGAAAGACUGAAAACACAAAAUUUGUGCUCAGGUAUUUAACAGAAUCCUAUGGAACAGGUCAAGACAUCGAUGAGAGGAUCGUUGAAGCUAAUCCUUUGCUGGAGGCCUUUGGAAAUGCCAAAACUGUUCGCAAUAAUAAUAGCAGCCGUUUUGGGAAAUUUGUAGAAAUCCAUUUCAAUGAAAAGAACGCUGUGGUGGGAGGCUUUGUGUCUCAUUACCUGCUGGAGAAGUCUCGGAUCUGUAUGCAGAGUAAAGAAGAGAGAAACUACCAUAUUUUUUACCGUCUGUGCGCAGGAGCUUCUGAAGACAUUAGGCAGAAGUUUCACCUGAGUUCACCAGACAGCUUCCGGUAUCUGAACCGUGGAUGCACCCGCUACUUUGCUAAUAAGGAAACAGACAAGCAGAUUCUGCAAAAUCGCAAGAGUGCUGAGCAUUUAAAAGCUGGCUCUCUGAAGGACCCCCUGCUUGACGAUCAGGGCGACUUUAACAGGAUGUGUGUCGCGAUGAAGAAGAUCGGUCUGGAUGACACGGAGAAACUGGACCUCUUCAGAGUGGUAGCUGGGGUUCUGCACCUGGGCAAUAUCGAUUUUGAGGAGGCAGGAAGCACCUCAGGGGGGUGCACACUGAAGAACCAGUCCAGUCAGACCCUGGAGUAUUGUGCAGAGCUCCUGGGGCUGGAUGAAGAAGAUCUGCGCGUCAGUCUCACUACCAGAGUCAUGUUGACAACUGCAGGGGGCGCCAAAGGAACAGUAAUCAAAGUCCCGCUGAAGGUCGAACAAGCUAAUAACGCCCGGGAUGCUUUGGCUAAAGCAGUGUACAGCCGUCUGUUCGAUCAUGUCGUAAAGAGAGUAAACCAGUGCUUCCCCUUUGAGAGCUCGUCCUUUUUCAUCGGUGUCCUAGACAUCGCUGGAUUUGAAUAUUUUGAGCACAACAGCUUUGAGCAGUUCUGCAUCAACUACUGUAAUGAAAAGCUGCAGCAGUUCUUCAAUGAGAGAAUCCUGAAAGAGGAGCAAGAGUUGUAUCAGAAGGAGGGUCUGGGAGUGAAUGAAGUUCAUUAUGUUGACAACCAGGACUGUAUUGACCUGGUUGAAGCGAAGCUUGUGGGUAUCCUGGACAUUCUGGAUGAAGAAAACCGUUUGCCUCAGCCCAGCGACCAGCACUUCGCCGAAACAGUGCACAAUAAGCACAAGGACCACUUCAGACUCACAAUCCCCAGGAAAUCCAAGCUGGCCAUUCAUAGGAAUGUGAGAGAUGAUGAAGGCUUCAUCAUCAGGCACUUUGCGGGAGCUGUGUGCUAUGAAACAACCCAGUUUGUGGAGAAGAAUAACGAUGCCCUGCACAUGUCUCUGGAGUACUUGGUGUGCGAGUCUAAGGAUAAAUUUGUCCGGGAGCUUUUUGAGAAUUCCAAUAACACAAAGGACUCAAAACAGAAGGCCGGAAAGCUCAGCUUCAUUAGUGUGGGCAACAAAUUUAAGACGCAGUUAAAUAUUUUACUUGAAAAGCUUCGCAGUACGGGGUCUAGUUUUAUUCGCUGUGUGAAGCCAAAUCUCAAGAUGGUCAGCCACCAGUUUGAAGGGGCACAGAUCCUCUCCCAGCUACAGUGUUCAGGAAUGGUGUCCGUUCUGGAUCUCAUGCAGGGUGGGUUCCCCUCCCGAGCGCCCUUCCAUGAACUGUACAACAUGUACAAGAAGUACAUGCCAGCCAAGCUCACUCGUCUCGACCCCAGGCUGUUCUGCAAGGCCCUGUUUAAAGCACUUGGACUAAAUGAAAACGACUACAAGUUUGGUUUAACAAGGGUGUUUUUCAGGCCUGGAAAGUUUGCAGAGUUCGAUCAGAUCAUGAAGUCGGAUCCCGAUCACCUGGCAGAGCUGGUUAAGCGUGUCAAUAAAUGGCUGAUUUGCAGUCGCUGGAAGAAGGUGCAAUGGUGUGCACUGUCUGUUAUCAAAUUGAAGAACAAGAUGAAAUACCGGGCGACUGCUUGCAUUAAGAUGCAGAAGACUGUCCGCAUGUGGCUGUGCCGAAAAAAGCACAAGCCUCGCAUCGAUGGCCUGGUGAAGGUGCAGACUCUGAAGACGAGAAUGGGCAAGUUCAAUGAAGUCGUCGAUGCGCUGAAGGAAGGAAAACAAGAGAUGAGCAAACAGGUUCAAGACCUGGAAACAUCCAUCAACAGCCUCAUGGCUAAAAUUAAGGGGACGGUGCUGAGCCGCGGGGAGAUCGACCGGGAGUACGGGGGCCUGGUGGGGCGCUCGGAGCAGCUGCUGGCCGACAUGCAGAAGAGGAAGCAGCAGGAGGAGGAGCGGGAGCGCCUGCGCCGCAUCGAGGAGGAGAUGGAGAGGGAGAGGAGGAGGCGCGAGGAGGACGAACGGCGCCGCCGGCAGGAGGAGGAUGAGCGGCGCCUGAAAUCAGAGAUGGAAUUAAAGAGGAAGCAAGAGGAAGAGGAGCGGAAGAAAAGAGAGGAGGAGGAGAAGCGGCUACAGGCGGAGAUGGAGAUGCAGCUGGCCGCCGAGCGGGAGGAAGAGGCUCAGCGGCAGACCAUUCUGGAGCAGGAGCGGCGCGACCGGGAGCUGGCCAUGAGGAUUGCCCAGAGCGAGGCUGAGCUCAUCGCCGAGGAGACCCAGCCGGAUCCCGGGCUGCGCAGUUAUGGCAGAUGUAUUGUGACUCCAGUCCCAGCGAGCACUAAUGCACUUGGACGUCAAAGCAACUUGACAAUGGAGGAAAUGGCCAAAGAAAUGACUGAGCUGCUGGCUAGGGGUCCACAGGUGCAGGCAACGAAGGCAGCAGCUGGCACGAAGAAAUACGAGCUGAGCAAGUGGAAGUAUGCAGAGCUCCGGGAUGCUAUCAACACCUCCUGCGAUAUUGAGCUGUUAGCAGCAUGCAGAGAGGAGUUUCACCGCAGACUGAAGGUAUAUCAUGCUUGGAAGUCCAAGAACAAGAAACGAAACACUGAAACUGAACAGAGGGCUCCUAAAUCUGUCACCGACUAUGAUCAUCCACCAUUAAUGAAAAACACAUCCCAGCAAAACCCGGCUCCUCCGCUGCCGGCUCGGCACCAGGAGAUCGCCAUGAACCGGCAGCAGCGCUACUUCCGCAUCCCUUUCAUCCGCCCGGCCGACCAGUACAAAGACCCCCAGAACAAGAAGAAAGGCUGGUGGUACGCCCACUUCGACGGGCCGUGGAUCGCCCGCCAGAUGGAGCUGCAUCCAGACAAGCAGCCAAUACUGCUUGUGGCAGGGAAGGAUGACAUGGAGAUGUGCGAGCUGAGUCUGGAAGAGACCGGACUCACCAGGAAACGGGGCGCAGAGAUUUUGCCAAGGCAGUUUGAAGAGAUCUGGGAGAGAUGUGGAGGUAUCCAGUACCUCAGGAGUGCAAUAGAGAGCAAGCAGGCGAGACCAACAUACGCUACAGCUAUGCUACAGAACCUCCUCAAGUAAAAACCCAGAUCCACGGAUAGCAGGAGGCGGAAUAGAAUACACUUGAGGGGAAUCAAAGGGAAGAUUGCACUCCUUAUUAAAGAGGGCCUUUAAGCAUUGGUUACCUGACUGGGGGGCAUCCUGAUUUUUAGCAAAGAUUUUUGUUCUUUUUUUUUUUUUGCUGUUUACCUUUAUUUCUUCCUUGUUUUUGAUUUUUUCCCCUUAUUGUGGUGAACGUAUGCAGAAAAGAAACCCAGCUAGCUAGACCAAGCUAUGUACUCCAUUUUAUACAAAGCUGAGCUGCGCUUUGAUCUCCUGACAUCUUUAACUGAGGCCUUAACGAUGACUUCUUCGCAGAUUGUUAGAAAUAGGAAAGGUUUGACAGCUGUUCCUCCCAUAAUGUUUUUGGCAUUAAAUUAUAGAUAUCAAGGUUGAUUUGUGUUGUCAGAACUGUUAGCUGCUUUCAAUUUGUUAAUACAAAUGUCGGAUUUAAACAUUUAUCACUGCAAGGACUUUUAAAAUUAAUACCUCAUAUUGUACCUCUUCAUAGCUAUGCAGGAAGAUUUAGGGUCGUCGUGUUUUUUGUGACUGGUUACCGACUGAACUUACAAUGUGCUGAGAAUAUGGUGAAUAUUGUUUUUCUUAUUGCUGCCUAAAACAUGCAGAAAGCAAGGAUUCAGUGACAUGGCCUUAAAUGAACUAGGAAUUGGCCUAGAGAGAGCUUGCAUUUGAAAAAGCAUUUCUCGUUACAUGAGGUACACAGUAUCUGGUUGGGAAUCAUUAAGUUGGUACGCAAGAAAUGAGUGUUCCGUUAUUUGCAUGGCAAGACAGAGCAGUCUAAUUUUCACUCCAUUGUUGGAAAUUGCACAUCUUUUGGGGGAAAAAAUAAGUUAGACUAACUUUUUUGGAAAACAAAUGUCAAUUUAUUCUAAUUGUCACCCAUUUUAUUGAAAUUACAUACUUUAGUCUAUUUCCCUUAAAUUUACAAUUUUUUCAGAGCUGAUUUAAUUAUUGUAUGGAAAUGAAAUGUAGAAAAUUAAAAUGGUGCCCAAAACUCUUCUGGUUAUUGUAGUGAUUAUCUUCAAUUCCAUUAGGCUGCUAUAAGUCUUUUUCUAAUGUCUUGUAGGAUCUAGUUGGUACCAUUAGCUUUAUAUACUGGAAAAUAUGCAUUGCUCUCUACCUUCAAAAUUGAACUUUUUCAACACUCGUUUUUUAAACAUAUACUGUAUGUAAUUUUUAAACAUAAAUGUUUAAAAAUU
Molecule: messenger RNA, 5306 nt
Organism: Lepisosteus oculatus (spotted gar)
Lineage: Eukaryota; Metazoa; Chordata; Actinopteri; Semionotiformes; Lepisosteidae
Gene: myo6a
Product: myosin VIa
Biological process (GO): actin filament organization; endocytosis; inner ear morphogenesis
Cellular component (GO): myosin complex; ruffle; cytoplasm
Molecular function (GO): actin filament binding; ATP binding; microfilament motor activity
Source: RefSeq, a predicted model, not a curated record